AAGUCUAAACCUACACCAUCGACGCCUCCCCACCACCAGCAGUUACUGCCCGAUUUUGACAUCGACGUACUUCACUGCGAUUCUCUAGAGCCAUUCAGAAGGGAGAAUCUGAAUGUCUUGUAUAACCUUAAAGCUUGUACCUUCACUGCGACUCACAAACAACGCCCAGAACAGUGUUGGGUUCAGGAGUAGUAGCUGUUGCUUCAGUAACUCCUCCUCAUCGGCAGUCAAUUUGGAAUCUCUUAAGUUGACUCCGGUCUCCGACCAUGUUCGUAUCCGGGAUUUGGGUCACCCCAUUAACGGCGUUGGAUCAUUCUCCAGCUUGUUUAGGUUCGAAGCCGGAAAAUCAGAGCCGUCACGCUCCGUCCGUGCUCGGAUAGGUAGUGACGGUGCUGCUGGAGAGAGGGUGAUUGUUCUGGUUGUAGGUGGAGGAGGAAGGGAACAUGCUCUUUGCUAUGCUUUGCAGCGUUCGCCCACCUGUGAUGCCGUCUUUUGUUCCCCAGGAAAUGCCGGGAUUUCCAAUUCUGGGGAUGCCACUUGUGUACCUGAUCUUGACAUCUUUGAUAGUUCAGCAGUUAUAUCAUUCUGCCGUAAAUGGGGUGUUGGAAUGGUAGUAGUGGGGCCAGAAGCUCCUCUAGUUUCAGGACUUACAAAUGAUCUUGUAAAAGCUGGAAUCCCUACUUUCGGCCCAUCAUCAGAGGCUGCUGAGUUAGAAAGUUCCAAGAACUUCAUGAAGAAUUUAUGUGAUAAAUAUGGAAUUCCUACUGCGAAGUACCAAACAUUUUCAGAUCCAUUUGCUGCAAAGCAAUACAUUGAAGAGCAAGGUGCACCUAUUGUUAUCAAAGCUGAUGGACUGGCUGCUGGGAAAGGAGUUAUUGUCGCCACGACUGUGGAGGAAGCAUAUGAGGCUGUUGAUUCAAUGCUUGUGAAGGGAGUUUUUGGUUCUGCAGGUACCCGUGUCGUUAUUGAGGAAUUUCUUGAAGGAGAAGAAGCAUCUUUCUUUGCCUUGGUGGAUGGAGAGAAUGCCAUCCCUCUUGAAUCUGCUCAGGACCAUAAACGGGUUGGUGAUGGUGACUCUGGACCCAAUACUGGUGGAAUGGGGGCAUACUCUCCAGCACCUAUCUUGACAAAAGAACUUCAGUCUUUUGUAAUGGAAUCUAUAAUUCUCCCAACGGUGAAAGGAAUGGCUGCAGAAGGCCGCAAAUUUGUCGGGGUUUUGUAUGCUGGGCUCAUGAUUGAGAAGAAAUCUGGUUUACCCAAGCUGAUCGAGUAUAAUGUGCGCUUUGGAGAUCCAGAGUGUCAGGUGUUGAUGGUCAGAUUGGAGUCUGACCUCGUACAAGUGCUCCUUGCAGCUUGUCGAGGAGAGCUAAGCGGGGUUACAUUGAAUUGGUCCCCAGGGUCUGCAAUGGUGGUGGUAAUGGCAAGCAAGGGUUAUCCCGGGUCUUAUGAGAAAGGAACUGUUAUCCAGAACCUUGAAGACGCUGAACAAUCUGCACCAUCUGUCAAGAUAUUUCAUGCUGGAACAGCUCUUGACACAGAUGGAAAUUUCAUCGCAACUGGUGGGCGUGUUCUAGGAGUUACUGCCCAGGGAAGAGAUCUUGAAGAGGCAAGGAAUAGGGCUUAUCUGGCGACCGAGAAUAUCAUCUGGCCUGAAGGAUUUUAUCGACGAGAUAUCGGUUGGAGAGCGCUUCCACAGGAGGUAUUUGUAGUGAAGAAAUAAAUCGAUAUGAAGAUAAUCGGGGCGGCCUGUUUAUGAUCACAAAUGUAUAAUUAUCGAGUGAUCAAGAAUGAUUCAUUCGUAUUCCUCAAUAUCUAUGAACAAAAGAAGGCUUUUUUGUAUGUGUGGGCAACGGUUGCAGCUCAUACAAUUGUUUUCUUCUACUGUAUGGGAAAACCUUGUUUUUUUGGUUGGUAACUAACAAGUUCUAAAGAAAUGGAACUUCUACAA
Tripterygium wilfordii is the source of this 1948-nucleotide messenger RNA. RefSeq names its product phosphoribosylamine--glycine ligase. The record is from RefSeq and is a predicted model, not a curated record. The transcript has 4 exons. Gene Ontology annotation, molecular function: ATP binding; metal ion binding; phosphoribosylamine-glycine ligase activity. NCBI's taxonomy places the organism in Eukaryota, Viridiplantae, Streptophyta, Magnoliopsida, Celastrales, Celastraceae. The coding region runs from base 113 to 1720 and encodes 535 amino acids. Gene Ontology annotation, biological process: purine nucleobase biosynthetic process.